Molecule: messenger RNA, 2284 nt
Organism: Nannospalax galili (Upper Galilee mountains blind mole rat)
Lineage: Eukaryota; Metazoa; Chordata; Mammalia; Rodentia; Spalacidae
Gene: Atpaf1
Product: ATP synthase mitochondrial F1 complex assembly factor 1
Exons: 9
Coding region: 243-1289 (348 amino acids)
Biological process (GO): mitochondrial proton-transporting ATP synthase complex assembly
Cellular component (GO): mitochondrion
Source: RefSeq, a predicted model, not a curated record
GUCCUAGCCGGAUUUCCAGAGACUUGGCACGCAGAGGCUGCUGGUCCCGAGGGAAGACGUAAAUCCCGGCAGUCUCCCGGGAGGAGACGCGCCGUGACACCCACGGAACCGCCAGAGUUCGCGGGCGGGGCCGGGGGCCGCCAGCCCCUUCCUGUACCCCUGUCCCGCUUCUCUCGGCGCCCGGAACCUUGAGCGCACGGAACCUCGGUGGCGAAACCCGGGCGUCGCGGACCUGGAAGGCGAUGGAGCAGGCGCGCGGGCCGGGAGCCGAGGCCGACGCGCCGGAGGAGGAGAAGGCGAAGCAGGCGGCUAUGGCGGCCGUGGUGUCCGCUGCGGGUGGCGCGGGCCCGGCGGUCCUACAGGUGGCCGGCCUCUACCGGGGCCUGUGUGCGGUGCGCAGCCGCACCCUGGGGCUGGGGUUCGUGUCACCCGCACAGCUGCGCGUGUUCCCGGUGCGCCGCUGCUCUGGCCGGCCCUCUGGGGGCACGGACGGCAGCGGGGUCGGGGCGGAGCUGGAAGCCAACCCCUACUACGACCGCUAUCGGGAUAAGAUCCAGCAGCUGCGCAGGUCUGACCCAGCUGCCUUUGAGUCCCGACUAGAGAAGCACAAAGAGUUUCGGAAGCAACCAGUGGGACACUCCAGGCAAGGUGAUUUUAUCAAAUGUGUGGAGCAGAAGACAGAUGCCUUAGGGAAACAGCCUAUGAGCAAAGGAUUCACUAAGGACAAGACUCUCAGUUCAAUCUUUAACAUUGCGAUGGUGAAAGACAAAACUGCAGAAGAAAUAAAACAGAUUUGGCAGCAGUAUUUUGCAGCAAAAGAUACAGUCUACGCAGUUAUUCCUAAAGACAAAUUUGAUUUGAUCUGGAGCCGGGCUCAGUCUUGUCCAACAUUUCUUUGUGCACUACCAAGGAGGGAAGGUUAUGAGUUCUUUGUAGGACAAUGGACGGGUACUGAGCUCCACUUCACUGCACUUAUAAAUAUUCAGACCCGAGGGGAUGCUGCAGCCAGCCAGCUGAUUUUAUAUCACUAUCCUGAACUUAAGGAAGAAAAGGGCAUAGUGCUGAUGACAGCAGAAAUGGAUUCCACAUUUCUGAAUGUUGCUGAGGCACAGUGCAUUGCCAACCAGGUUCAGCUUUUCUAUGCCACUGAUCGAAAAGAGGUCUACGGGUUAGUAGAGACCUUUAACUUCAGACCAAAUGAGUUCAAAUAUAUGUCUGUCAUCGCUGAACUGGAGCAAAGUGGACUUGGAACAGAACUGAAAUGUGCCCAGAACCAGGAUAAGAGCUAGAGCUGUCUGGAUUUGCCUUCGCAAAGUCAACAAAGCCCUGGAUAGUUUGAAUCCCACCCACAUCCUCAGCUCCAGAGCUCAGCAUCUACAGUAAGCAGUCUGUAAAGAGUUGCCCUGUAGGCUUAUUGCCAGAAAUGUUUGAAGAUGAGCUCUAAUGCUUGAUAUUCAGGAGCAAAAUAUACAAAUAUUCUGAUAAUUACCUCUCAGCAUACUUAAGGUUUCCUUUAAAUGUUUUUCUGAGCACUGAACAAGAAAUAUUCAGGGAUCUUCAGCACAGUUAACAGGAUUUUUAUAUAGUGUAAUGCUGCAGCUGCAUUCUGGCCAUUUUGACCUCAUAGCUUCCAGUACAUCUUUAUAAGCUUGUGGCAAUAAGCUCGAAGACUUUCUUAAUAAGAUAUUGGCUUUAUGUACUCUUUCCAGGUACCAGUGAGUUGGCCAAAAGCAUAGCCCCAAAAGCCUGGCCAGACACUGAACAACCAGGUAUUUCCAUCGGGAUAAAGACUUCUAGAUGCCCUUCCAGAGUUGCCUUUAGUGUAAUUUAGCAAAUUUCAGGGUUAGUUAAAUAAGCAGAUACAGUGCCUGCAUAUUGUUAAACCAUAGCUUAUGGCACCUGCUCCUUGAACUCUGCCUGUUAGAAGCUGGUGAAUCAGUGCAGUGUAAAUAAAACAUUUUUAUAAGGAAAUCAUUCCAGAUUUGCAUGAUUUUUUUUUAAUUACAUAUUAUAUGAAAACGUGACUGGAAGCAAAUGUCCCCAAAUUGGGCAUAUGGGAAAUGUAGCAGUAAAACAAGUCUGGCUUACAGUCUGUUACACAGAAUGCUGGAACUGAGCUGGAUGUGCUCCAUAAUGUCAGUGCUGUGGGUUGGUUUUUUUUUCUAAAUUCAUCUUGUGAUUUAGCAAUUUCUUGAAAAUACUGGAAAUAAGCAAGUUGUCCUCCAGCACUAGAUAUCUGUGUGUAGUCAGUAGUGUCACUGUGUGGCUCCAAGGUGAGUGAUUU